GGUCCAGUCAUGACGCUUGCAAAUCGGUGCUGAUUUUCCGCCCUGUCUGUCUGUCAACCAAAAGAGUCCUCACACGCCGACCGACAUCAAACAUUGAACAUCUCGACGCACUCGCCAUGGCCUCCGCUCCGCACGCACGGCGCCUGACUGCUGGUGUCCUGUCAGCAUCCUCAUCCUCAUCCUCACUCCUACAAUCCUCCUUCACACGCCGCCGAUGCUUCGCCACCACGCUCCCCGAACCCGCCGUAAAGCCACAAUCACAACCACAACCACAACCAUCAUCCCGACCGGCGACAUCAUUCAGCAACAAGCUCAACGCAGGGCCCAAGUUCGGCGACUUUGUCAGCGGCAAGGAGGAAGCCCUGACGCCGGACGAUGCGCUGGAGCUGCGCACCGCAAUGGUGGGACCGGAGGGCAGAAAGAAGCAGAUUACGAGACUGCCGGCGUGGCUGAAGACGCCGAUUCCGAAUAAUGACAACUAUAAGAAGAUCAAGAAGGAUUUGCGGGGGCUGAACUUGCAUACCGUCUGCGAGGAGGCCCGAUGCCCCAACAUCUCAGACUGCUGGGGCGGCUCGGACAAGGCCGCGGCAACGGCAACAAUCAUGCUCAUGGGCGACACCUGCACGCGCGGCUGCCGCUUCUGCUCCGUCAAAACCGCAAAAGCACCGCCUCCCCUCGACCCGCACGAGCCAGAGCACACGGCCGAGGCCCUCAAGCGCUGGGGCCUGGGCUACGUCGUGCUCACCUCCGUCGACCGCGACGACCUCGCCGACGGCGGCGCCCGCCACUUCGCCGAGACAAUCAUGAAGAUCAAGCAAAAGUCCCCGUCCACGCUCGUCGAGGCCCUGACGGGCGACUACGCCGGCGACACGGACAUGGUGAGGCUCGUCGCGCAGUCCGGCCUGGACGUGUACGCGCACAACGUCGAGACGGUCGAAUCGCUUACCCCUUCCGUGCGCGACCGCCGCGCCACCUUCCGCCAGAGUCUGGACGUCCUCCGCACGGCGAAACUGGCGCAGCCGGGCCUCAUCACGAAGACUAGCAUCAUGCUCGGCCUGGGCGAGAAGGAGGACGAGCUCGUGGAUGCGCUGCGCGAGCUGCGCAAUGUCGACGUCGAUGUCGUUACGUUUGGGCAGUAUAUGCGGCCUACGAAGCGCCAUAUGAAGGUUGAGGAGUACGUCACGCCCGCUGUGUUUGACAUGUGGCGUCGGCGCGCGCUGGAGAUGGGGUUCUUGUACUGUGCUAGUGGGCCGUUGGUGCGCUCGAGUUAUAAGGCUGGUGAGGCGUUUAUCGAGAAUGUACUGCGGAAGCGAGCGCUGCACAGGCCGGAUGUUGCUGUCGCUGCCGCGGAGGCGGGAUUGGCGAGGAAGGAGCUGUGAGGGCUUGUUUUUUGGGGGAUUUUGGGGGAGAAAACAUGAGUUGGGAUUUGUUGCGUACUAUUACUACGUACAUUUGCAUGCAUGCAUUCAACACGGCGCGUUAUAGAGGGCUUGGGAUACGAUACACUGGCGUUGCGGUCUAUAUUCGUACUAGAGACUAGGGGGUCGAAGUCGUUCAGGCGUUUGUAACCCGUGCUACUACUACCAGCUAGAAAGGGGCUGCUCAGACUACCUUCAACAUCUGCUGUAUAUACUUUAUACUUUAUACUUUACACUUCAUAC
Pseudovirgaria hyperparasitica is the source of this 1661-nucleotide messenger RNA. RefSeq names its product lipoic acid synthetase. The record is from RefSeq and is a predicted model, not a curated record. Gene Ontology annotation, molecular function: 4 iron, 4 sulfur cluster binding; lipoate synthase activity. Gene Ontology annotation, cellular component: mitochondrion. The transcript is spliced from 2 exons. Bases 117 to 1379 code for a protein of 420 amino acids. Gene Ontology annotation, biological process: lipoate biosynthetic process. NCBI's taxonomy places the organism in Eukaryota, Fungi, Ascomycota, Dothideomycetes, Acrospermales, Acrospermaceae.